AUGAUGCAACAUCAAUAUUGGGUGACAAAAAAGACAGUGUUAAAAAAACUGGGCACUAAAGAAGAUGAAUGUAUUGUAGCUUCUGAUGCCGAACUCGACGCAAAGUUGGAAUUAUUUCAGUCAAUAUCCGACAGUUGCUUGCAUUUACAGCGUGUAUUGGAUCAGUAUCAGGAACGGUUAUGUGUGUUAGCUCAAGAGGAAAACACUCUAGGAAAAUUCUUGCGAGAUGCGGGCAAAAACAAUGAUGCAGCCGGAAAACAUAUGGCGUGUGCUGGAAAAGCGAUUUCAUACUCGGGCCAGCAGCGUGUUUCUGUUAGAAACCCCCUGCUAAGACUAUAUCAUGAGGUUGAAACAUUCAGAUGUCGCGCUGUAAAAGAUAUGCGGCUAACAGUAGCAGCAAUGGAGAAGGCUCGAAUUGAAUAUCGUGCAGCUUUGAGUUGGAUGAAAUCAAUAAGCGCGCAGUUGGACCCCGAUACCGGAAAGGGUCUAGACAAUUUUCGUAAAGCUCAACGCCAAGUUAAAGAGAGCAAGAAAAACUUUGAUAAACUCACCUUGGAUGUUUUACAAAAGAUAGACUUAUUAGCUGCUGCCCGAUGCAACAUGUUCUCCCAUGUUCUGUCAAGCUACCAAAAUUCAUUUCUGAGCUUUUCUACAAAGGCUGCACAAACGUUAACUGCCACUAUUGAAAGUAUGAGUGCCACUCCACAAUAUGAAUUCUGCAUUUUAAAAAGCUUAGCUGAAAAUGAUAAUGAUGAAGAAAUUUUGGGUCAGGACAAAGAUCAACUCUUGUUUUUCCAGGAUGCAUAUAAGGACGAUGACAAUCCAAAAACAACAGCUUUAGAAAGCCCAAACAACAAUGACGUUGGAAAGGAGACUUCUACUGAUAAACCAAUUGAGGCAUCCACUUCUGCUACCCUCAUAAGCACAGAUAUGGAAAAGCAAGAAGAAACUAUGUGUGGUAGUGGAGAUUUAGCUGGUCUACAUUUAGGAGGCAAUGAUUUGCCUAAUAAUUUUGCUUUCAUGCCAUCACAACUUCUACAAGACUUUGCAGGAUCCUUUUUGGAGGCUCCUUUGCAACCUCUCAAUACGAAAACUGAUCCUGUUGAUGAAAAUCCCAAAAUGUCCACAAAACAAGUACCAGCACCAAAAAGAGAAGAUAAAGUUGCUUGGUUCAAGCUUUUUGCUGAACUGGAUCCAUUAGCUAACCCCGACAAUAUUCCUGGGUCUAAUCAUAACCAAAGCCAUGCUGCUUAA
Leptosia nina is the source of this 1254-nucleotide messenger RNA. The record is from the annotation of a GenBank genome assembly. NCBI's taxonomy places the organism in Eukaryota, Metazoa, Arthropoda, Insecta, Lepidoptera, Pieridae.